GGAUGAGUCGGACUGUCGGACGGUGGAUAUGGCCUGAAGGUCAGACGAUCCGCGUCCCCUCCUGGGACGCCACUCCCCCGCGCCAUCGGCCACCGCCGCCGCGUCCUGCUCCUCCCCACCCACCGCCUCCAUGUCCACCUCCUCCCCAUCACCCCACCAUUGCCUCGACGAUCUCCUCUCUCGGCGCCGCGGCCAUCAAUCCCGCGGCGGCCACCGUCUCCAAGUCCCAUUCGCCGUGCAGCCAUCGCCGGGGCCUCGCCCCCGUUGCCAUCUCUAGAGCCGCGUGAAGGGAAGCAAAGGCCCUCCUCCACCCUAGAGCAUUCUCUCCGGCGGCGCCGCUCGUGCCCGUAACUACGCCUUUCCGAUGAGAAGCGCCGGCACCAUUAGCCAGCAGCUCACCCGCUACGCCGCGGCGCAGGCGCUGCUCCCGGGGGCGCACCUCCACGCCAGCCUCCUCAAGUCCGGCUCCCUCGCCUCGUUCCGCAACCACCUCAUCUCCUUCUACUCCAAGUGCCGCCGCCCCUGCUGCGCCCGCAGGGUGUUCGACGAAAUCCCUGACCCGUGCCACGUCUCCUGGUCAUCCCUCGUCACCGCCUACUCCAACAACGGCCUGCCCCGGAGUGCGAUCCAGGCAUUCCACGGCAUGCGCGCGGAGGGUGUAUGCUGCAAUGAGUUCGCUCUCCCUGUUGUGCUCAAGUGCGUGCCGGACGCCCGCCUCGGUGCGCAGGUGCACGCCAUGGCGAUGGCUACGGGGUUUGGCAGUGACGUCUUCGUGGCGAACGCGCUUGUGGCCAUGUACGGUGGAUUUGGCUUCAUGGAUGAUGCGAGGAGGGUGUUCAAUGAGGCUGACAGCGAGAGGAACGCCGUCUCUUGGAAUGGCCUGAUGUCAGCGUAUGUCAAGAAUGACCAGUGCGGUGAUGCCAUCCAGGUGUUUGGUGAGAUGGUGUGGAGUGGGAUUCAGCCUACUGAAUUUGGGUUCUCUUGCGUGGUGAACGCCUGCACGGGUUCCAGGAAUAUAGAGGCUGGAAGACAAGUGCAUGCUAUGGUGGUACGGAUGGGCUAUGACAAGGAUGUGUUCACGGCCAAUGCAUUGGUUGACAUGUACAUGAAAAUGGGGCGUGUUGAUAUUGCUUCUGUUAUUUUUGAGAAAAUGCCUGAUUCGGAUGUGGUCUCCUGGAAUGCUUUAAUUUCUGGGUGUGUACUUAAUGGUCAUGAUCACCGUGCGAUAGAGUUGUUACUGCAGAUGAAAUAUUCAGGACUGGUUCCCAAUGUGUUUACGUUGUCUAGCAUCCUGAAGGCUUGUUCUGGUGCUGGGGCAUUUGAUUUGGGUCGGCAAAUCCACGGGUUCAUGAUCAAAGCCAAUGCAGAUUCAGAUGAUUAUAUAGGUGUUGGUCUUGUGGAUAUGUAUGCAAAGAACCAUUUUUUGGACGAUGCAAGGAAGGUGUUUGAUUGGAUGUUCCAUAGGGAUUUGAUUCUGUGUAAUGCACUGAUAUCAGGUUGUUCUCAUGGAGGGCGACAUGAUGAGGCUUUGUCCCUCUUUUACGAGUUGAGAAAGGAGGGUCUCGGCGUUAAUAGGACAACAUUGGCUGCUGUUCUCAAGUCCACAGCAAGCUUGGAGGCAGCCAGCACCACAAGACAGGUUCAUGCUCUUGCAGUGAAGAUAGGUUUCAUAUUUGACGCUCAUGUUGUCAAUGGGCUUAUUGAUUCCUAUUGGAAGUGCAGUUGUCUCAGUGAUGCAAACAGAGUGUUUGAAGAAUGUUCUUCUGGUGACAUUAUAGCUUGUACAUCCAUGAUCACAGCACUCUCACAGUGUGACCAUGGUGAGGGUGCAAUAAAGCUGUUCAUGGAAAUGCUAAGGAAGGGGCUUGAGCCAGAUCCUUUCGUGCUAAGUAGCUUACUGAAUGCUUGUGCUAGCUUAUCAGCUUAUGAGCAAGGGAAGCAAGUCCAUGCUCAUCUGAUCAAGCGACAGUUCAUGUCAGAUGCGUUUGCAGGGAAUGCUCUUGUGUACACUUAUGCUAAGUGUGGUAGCAUAGAGGAUGCAGAGUUGGCUUUCUCCAGCCUGCCAGAGAGGGGAGUUGUCUCAUGGUCUGCAAUGAUCGGAGGGCUAGCACAGCAUGGGCAUGGGAAGAGAGCAUUGGAAUUGUUUGGCAGGAUGGUUGAUGAAGGCAUUAAUCCAAACCACAUCACCAUGACUAGUGUUCUCUGUGCUUGCAACCAUGCAGGACUUGUUGAUGAGGCCAAGCGGUACUUCAAUUCAAUGAAGGAGAUGUUUGGCAUUGACAGGACGGAGGAACAUUACUCAUGUAUGAUUGAUUUGCUUGGCCGUGCUGGUAAACUAGACGAUGCAAUGGAGCUUGUUAACAGCAUGCCAUUCCAAGCAAAUGCCUCAAUUUGGGGGGCGCUACUAGGAGCCUCAAGAGUACACAAAGACCCAGAACUGGGAAAGCUGGCAGCUGAAAAGCUCUUCAUCCUAGAGCCCGAGAAAUCUGGUACACAUGUUCUGCUUGCAAACACUUAUGCAUCUGCAGGCAUGUGGAAUGAGGUGGCUAAGGUGCGAAAGCUAAUGAAAGACAGUAACAUCAAGAAGGAACCUGCCAUGAGCUGGAUUGAGGUUAAGGACAAGGUGCAUACUUUCAUUGUUGGUGACAAGAGCCACCCAAUGACAAAAGAGAUAUAUGCAAAGCUAGUUGAAUUGGGAGAUCUAAUGAGCAAAGCUGGUUUUGUUCCAAAUGUAGAUGUUGAUCUCCAUGAUUUAGACAGGAGUGAAAAGGAGUUGCUUCUUUCUCAUCAUAGUGAAAGGCUAGCUGUUGCGUUCGCUUUGCUCAGCACUCCACCUGGAGCACCCAUUAGAGUCAAGAAAAAUCUGCGCAUAUGCAGAGAUUGCCAUGUGGCAUUUAAGUUCAUUUCAAAGAUUGUUUCGAGGGAAAUUAUCAUCAGAGACAUCAACCGAUUCCAUCAUUUCAGAGAUGGGACAUGUUCUUGCGGUGAUUACUGGUAGAAACAGUUCGAAACAGGAUUUAUUGUAGCUUUUGAGAAUUGUGGUGGUCAGAAAAGUAUACACACGCUCAGAGAAGCUUAACAAUUUAGAAAAUUUUGUACCCACUGUAGCAACCAUUUUAGGCAGUUGUUGGAGUAUUUGAUAAGCUAUGUGGUUUCUGUAGCUGAAUCUACAACACACUCCGCACUAAGCCAGAAAGGUCCAAAAUUUUGUUUUUUCUGUUGUGUUAACGAAGGAGCAGUCCUCAUGUACAUGAUUUUUUUAAACAUUCUUAAUUGUUAUAGGAUAGAACAAAAUUUAGCUAUAGCAAGUUUACAACCUGGUGUCUCUUAUAGUAAUUUUUAAGUCGUUUAGAACAUAUAUGUAAAAGUUUUAUCUAGAAAUUGUUUUUAAUUACUAAUAAACCAUUAUGGUUUAUAAUAAAUAAUAGGUAACUAAUGGGGUCCUUAACCAAGUAUAUUCUUUUAACCGCUCGAACCACUCAAUAUAUAACCAUACAUGUUGGUCUGACUACUUUAGUUGUUAAGUAUGUAUAUCACUUUACCAAAAUGCUGGCAUUGAAAAACAUUUUUUUAAUAAAAUAUUCAAGUGAAUUCUUUGGCCUCAUUUUUGCAAACUGGGAAGUUUUUUUUAUUCCUGCUCAUUGAGGCAAGUUUUAUGAUUGCUGCUCAUUGAGGUUAAUGUGAAUUCUUUUCUGUACUAAUUUGCCUGUACAUGCUGCUGACCUGAGCAUACCUUAACUAACUUUGUUGUUGCUGCUAGACGAGAAACCAAUUUCUGUUGUUGCUAGAAACUUUGCUCCAUGUUAGAUCUUUAUUUGUUCAGAAAUGUGGUAAUUUUGUCUAUAAAAUGUUAAGUUGUUUCUUUUUUUUUUUUGCAUUGGUGAUUAUAACAGAAAAAACUAAUAUGUUUUAAGGUCAUUUUUGAGCACACAAAUCACAAUCACAAUUAUAAACAAAAUUAGUUAAUGGUAUUUAACCUGAUCUUGGUGCCUUGGUUUAACCUGAAACUGAAGGGGAAAAUCUUUUAUAUUCCUGGUCUGGAAAGUACUAUAUGGAAUGAAUUUUCUGUAUGAUCAGAUCGAAGGGGACAAAGUUUUACAAUUCUGUUCUAAAAAGUAUUGUAUGUAUUUUCUUUGCCAUUUUCUGAAAAGUAUUUUGGGAUGUCAAGUUUUCAGAAUUUUUAGAAUGGCUCACCUGUGAAAUCUACUCAUGCAUUUUUUAUAUAUACUAAGUUUAACGAUAACAAAACUUUGUUUUGUAGAGCAUGGGUAUUCUGUUUUUGUGAGAUCACUUGCCUUAUGAUUGUACUGUGAAAGAAGUUGACGGAGUUCUGGAAAUCUGGGGUUAUUAGGCCUGGUGGCAUUCAAGUUAGAAACCAUCAGGCUUAUUCCUCUGAACUGGUCUAUCGGAAUGCCAGGAAUCUUAGCGGCAACAAUGGAGGGUAUUUGUCGCGUUAGUAAUCACAUCUCUCCCAAAUUUCUAACUAUUUCUCGGGAACUAAUUCAAGUAAAGCCAACUUGGAAAAUGAAGGUUGGUGUUGGGCACUUGUGCCCACCACGAGGCAAGGAUGUCCUUACUGUUGUUGCUAUAGAUGGCUUCACAAUUAGCGCUCUUUUAUUGUCCCUCGUUUUCUGAAAGGUCAGGGCCUCAGGGGAUCAGACCUUCUCCACUUGGGAUUAAGGUCUAUACUGAGGCAGGCGAGGGAGCGAAGCUGCUCAGCGUGUGCUUCUUUGAUGCGGACCAGACAGGUUGUGAAAUUGUGCUCUUUUUUUUUUCAUUUCGGUAGUUUCAUCCAUAUGUGAAGUUCUGAAAAGGGAAACUGAUGUUUUGGUUUGAGUUGUAUUGAUUAUUAAGAGGUUUCUGGUGAUAAAUUUUAGGUGUUGACCAUCGGGCGUACUAUUUGAUACUCGGUGGUCACAUUCUAUGUCUCA
This is a messenger RNA of Oryza sativa Japonica Group (Japanese rice), 4931 nucleotides long. Lineage: Eukaryota; Viridiplantae; Streptophyta; Magnoliopsida; Poales; Poaceae. The record is from RefSeq and is a predicted model, not a curated record.